Messenger RNA from Spinacia oleracea (spinach), 1449 nucleotides. RefSeq names its product protein FAR1-RELATED SEQUENCE 9-like. The record is from RefSeq and is a predicted model, not a curated record. NCBI's taxonomy places the organism in Eukaryota, Viridiplantae, Streptophyta, Magnoliopsida, Caryophyllales, Amaranthaceae. The transcript is spliced from 3 exons. Gene Ontology annotation, molecular function: zinc ion binding. Bases 225 to 1316 code for a protein of 363 amino acids.
AACUCUUUAUAAAAUAUAGUUACUAUUUUGUGGAACUAUAUAUAUUCAUUAUUGUUUUUCAGGUUUUUCCUUCUUCAAGACACAGGUUAUGCUUGUGGCACUUGAGUAAAAAUGCAAACAGUAGGUUUGGUUUAUUGAAGUCUGAUAAAAACUUCAAAAACGCAUUCUACAAGUGUUUAAGUGGGUGUAUAACACCAAAUGAUUUUGAAGAAACUUGGAAAUCUAUGAUCAACACUUUUAAGCUGGAAAAAGAUGACUGGUUCAACAGAUUGUAUGGUCUUAAAGAAAAAUGGUGUACAGCUUUAAGUAAAGAUUUUUUUUCUGCCGGUAUACUUUCUUCACAAAGAAGUGAAAGUACAAACCAUGCUGUUGGUUUUAAAGCAAAUAAAAGUACAACAUUAACAGAGUUCUAUAGUAUUUUUCAAGCUACAAUAAAUCGAUGGAGAAAAACCGAAGAAAAAGACGACUUUGACUGUACAAGGGGAAUACCAACUUCAGAGCUAAGUAUGAGUGCUAUAUUAAAACAGGCAGCAAAUGUAUACACGAUAACACUUUUUCGUGAUUUUGAAGAAGAGUUCAAGCUUUCUGUGGCAAGUAGUACAAUGUUCAAGGGAAGUGUAGGAAGAACAGUGUUUUUUGAAGUGUGGAUAGAAGGAAUAACAGGAUCAAGGCAAGAAGUUCAAUACAAAAUGGAAGAUUCAACCGUCACUUGCACAUGCAAAAACUUUGAAGAAUCUGGAUGGUUGUGCUUCCAUUGUUUAAGAAUAUUGCAUAUACAUUCAAUCAAUACAAUUCCAGAUCGUUACAUAACAACAAGAUGGACUAGAUAUGCAAAGAAACAGAUAUGGGAAAGGGUUGAUACAAUAAAAAGGGAGAAAGGUGAAAUCAACAAUUUUACUGGUUGGAGAUUACAUAUGAUCAGAAGAUACUAUAACUUAAUUUUGAAAGGGCAUAAGAUAGCAAAGGCCAGAAAAUUUAUCGAGGAGAAGUUUAAAAUGGAUAAUAAAGCAGUUGAUGAAAUCAUAAAAAAGGAAGAAGAAAGGAAGGCAAAAGAAGAAGCUGCAAAGAUAGCAGAACAAGAAAAGGCAAAAGCUGAAGCACAACGAGAAACACAAGACGGGGAAUCAACUAAUUCUGAAAUAACAAUUGUGCUUGAUCCUGAUCGUGCUAAUACUAAAGGAAAGAGUAAGAAGAGAAUAAAGGGUCAAUAUGACAAUUACAAGCAGCCAUCAAAGAAAGGAAAAAAGAAACACAAAGAAUUUGGAUCCAAGACACCCAAUAUUCAAUUAUUUACACCUAAAGAACAACUAUUUUAGUGAUGUUCUUGUUUUAUUAUCAUAUACAGUUACUUCAACAUUUUUAAACAAAUUUAUUGAGUGUUUAUACUAUAGUUCUCCUUUACAAUACAUAGUUACUAUACAUUCAGUAUAGUAACUCUUUAUAAACACA